Messenger RNA from Parnassius apollo (apollo), 273 nucleotides. Lineage: Eukaryota; Metazoa; Arthropoda; Insecta; Lepidoptera; Papilionidae. The record is from the annotation of a GenBank genome assembly.
AUGUCUGUGUCUAAGUUAUAUGAAAGAUCAAUGAAAAUGUUGCAAAUGGUAAUCCAUGAAGACGCCAAUAUUGAAAACAAAGGUGUAGAGCAGGCAAUAAAUGUGGAAAGUUGUACAGACGAUAGGUUCGUAGCCAGCCAGCAUGAGCCAGCAAAUGAAGUUUCUAAUCUAAAUAGCCGUCACCAUCAACCCCGCUUUCUAAAAAUAAUGCUUCGGAAGAAAAAAGAAGUUGACAAGAAAGAGAACGAAAUCCCGAGGCAUGGAGAAAAAUAA